AUGUCGUCGAAAAUGGCAGUUAAUUGGGUAACUUUUGUUGUGUUGUGUGUUCUUGUUGCAGUCAACGGCCACCAGGAACUGGAUCCAAUGUCUGACGAAUUUAUUGACUUAAUCAAUUCCAAGCAAAACUUUUGGACAGCUGGUAGAAAUUUUCCGGAAAAUACACCAUUUUCAUACAUACAGAAUUUACUAGGUGUCAUGGAAGAUAAAUAUUUCCAUGAUUUGGAAAAAGUUGAUCACCUCGAUGAUGUGGAAACUCGUGAUAAUCUUCCAGAGAGCUUUGAUCCGAGAGAGAAAUGGCCGAACUGCUCUUCCUUGAGUGAAAUAAGAGAUCAAGGUUCAUGUGGAAGUUGCUGGGCGCUCGGAGCUGUGGAAGCCAUGACUGAUAGGUACUGUACAUAUUCUAACGGCCAACAAAAUUUCCAUUUCUCUGCUCAUGAUCUUCUUGCUUGUUGCAAUGGCUGCGGCAUUGGUUGUGGCGGGGGUAUUCCUACAUCAGCUUGGAAUUAUUGGAAGGAAACUGGCAUUGUGUCUGGAGGGAAUUAUAAUUCGAGUGAGGGAUGCAAACCAUACGGGAUAGCUCCCUGUGAUCACACACGUGGUAAUGGUCCAUUGCCACCUUGUGGUGAAGAAGUUAAAACUCCACCUUGUGAUAGAACUUGCGAAUCUGGUUAUGGUACAGAAUAUACAAAGGACAAGCGUUUUGCCAAGAGAGUGUUUAGUAUUGACUCCAACGAAGAGAGUAUAAAAGUUGAGCUGUAUAAAAAUGGGCCCAUAGAAGUUACUUUUGAAGUUUAUAGAGACUUUGUUCAUUACAAAAAAGGAGUAUAUGUACAUACAGACGGGGCGCGCGCUGGCAGGCACGCUGUCAAGCUUUUGGGCUGGGGAGUCGAAAAUGGCGUUAAGUACUGGCUCAUAGCAAACUCUUGGAACCCAGGCUGGGGCGACAACGGGUACUUUAAAAUACUACGUGGAGAAAAUCACUGUGGAAUAGAAGGCCAAGCUGUAGCUGGUGAACCAUUAUUCGUUUAA
Molecule: messenger RNA, 1032 nt
Organism: Spodoptera exigua (beet armyworm)
Lineage: Eukaryota; Metazoa; Arthropoda; Insecta; Lepidoptera; Noctuidae
Source: the annotation of a GenBank genome assembly